Molecule: messenger RNA, 1562 nt
Organism: Amorphotheca resinae ATCC 22711
Lineage: Eukaryota; Fungi; Ascomycota; Leotiomycetes; Helotiales; Amorphothecaceae
Exons: 3
Coding region: 47-1360 (437 amino acids)
Biological process (GO): intracellular protein transport; clathrin-dependent endocytosis
Cellular component (GO): cytoplasmic vesicle; AP-2 adaptor complex
Molecular function (GO): clathrin-cargo adaptor activity
Source: RefSeq, a predicted model, not a curated record
CUGCACCUCUCCUUCAUCACCGGCCUCUCUCCACCCCGCGGUCAAGAUGCUGUCCGGCAUAUUGAUUUUUAACCAGAAAGGGGAGAACUUGAUCUUCCGUGCCUUCCGAAAUGACUGCAGACCGCGCCUCGCAGAUGUCUUUCGCAUCCAGGUCAUAUCAAACGCGCAAGUCCGAUCACCAAUCCUUACGUUAGGGAGCACGACUUUCAGCCAUGUCAAACACGAGAAUAUCUACCUGGUGGCUAUUACGAAGAGCAAUGCCAAUGCCGCGCUGGUGUUUGAGUUCCUGUAUCGGUUGGUUGCGCUCGGCAAGGGAUACUUCGGGAAGUUCGAUGAAGAGGCAGUGAAGAACAAUUUUGUGCUGGUUUACGAGCUCCUAGAUGAGAUUCUGGACUUUGGAUACCCUCAAAACACCGAAACAGAUACCCUGAAGAUGUACAUCACGACGGAAGGUGUGAAGUCAGAGCGGACAAUGGAGGACUCGUCCAAGAUUACCAUGCAAGCAACCGGUGCACUGUCAUGGCGAAAAUCAGACGUCAAAUACCGCAAGAACGAAGCUUUUGUCGACGUGAUUGAAGAUGUGAAUCUCUUGAUGUCUGCUACAGGUACUGUUCUGCGCGCAGACGUCAAUGGUCAGAUUAUCAUGCGCGCAUAUCUUUCUGGUACACCAGAAUGCAAAUUUGGACUUAAUGAUCGACUUCUGCUUGACGGAGACAGCUUAUCCUCUCUCCCAUCUGGCAAUCGAAUGGGCACGAAGGCCACAAAGGCUGCAGCAGGGAGCGUUACGCUAGAGGAUUGUCAGUUCCAUCAAUGCGUGAAGCUAGGAAAGUUUGACGCAGACCGCAUCAUCUCUUUUAUUCCUCCAGACGGAGAGUUCGAACUCAUGCGUUAUCGAGCAACUGAGAACGUCAAUCUGCCGUUCAAGGUCCAUGCCAUUGUUAACGAGGUUGGAAAGACCAAGGUCGAGUACAGCAUAGCUAUCCGAGCGAAUUACGGCAGUAAGCUAUUUGCCACGAACGUUGUUGUGCGAGUACCAACACCAUUGAACACUGCACGGAUCACGGAGAGAUGUACACAGGGCAAAGCCAAAUAUGAACCGAGCGAGAACAAUAUUGUAUGGAGGAUCCCUCGAUUUACGGGACAGAAUGAGUUUGUAUUGAGUGCGGAAGCCACUUUGACGAGCAUGACGAAUCAAAAAGCUUGGUCGAGGCCGCCGUUGAGUUUGAAUUUCAGUUUGUUGAUGUUCACGAGUUCAGGUUUGUUGGUGAGGUACUUGAAGGUCUUUGAGAAGAAUAACUAUUCAUCCGUGAAGUGGGUGAGGUACAUGACGAGGGCUGGGUCUUAUGAGAUACGAUUCUGAACAACGGAGGAAGUCAUGGAGUUCUGGUACAUAGCGCGGCAUUGUGGGCGUUAGUGGACAUCAGGGGUUUACAAUAAAGGCCUUUAUUCAUGUUAUAGAAGUCAUGAUCAUGAAGUUUCAAACCGGGUUCUUUGGACUUGACCUAGGUAAGGAUGGUGUAACAUGAGUUGAUGAAUAGAAGAUGCCGCAAAACACACUGCAG